AUGAGUCCUCCUCAGAGGUACUCGUUCGUCAAUGCGCGUCCCCAGACCAAGGCCGAGAAGCGGCAGACUCGAACUGCGAUCCGCUCGCACAUCGGUCGAUGGACACAGGAGAACCAGCAGAAGAUUGAGAGCACUAAGAGUGCAGCGGGCCCGAGUGCGAGUGCCAGUGAGAGAAGCUCACCGGAAUUAUCGCGGACAGAUUCGCUCUCUCCUGUCGAGUCGGCUCAGUCACAAUCGCAGCGUCAUUCACGUAUAAAAGUGGCAAGGGCGGGUGAUACCGACAGUUCAAGCAGCGCAAGUAAUGUCGAUCAAGACAGCACAAGCGACGAUGUCGAAGAUGAUGCCGGACUUAUCGUGGCGACCCCGUCCCAUCUUCGGCACGGGCUCUCUCCCGCUUCGGGCGGCGCUUCUCAUCGUCCCCUCAUUCAAGUAUUGGGAUCCGGGGUGCUGGACCCCUUUCAAACCUAUCCCUCGACCUUCCCUUCAUCGUUGAUCUCACAAUGUCAUGAAUAUUCAUUGCAGGUCGUCUGGCCCGGUUUGACCCCCCGGCCUCUAAGCGGUUCAGAAUCGGCCGCUAUCCAAGGCUGGUUUCCGAUGGCGCUCAACGAUACUGUUGCGCUGCAUUCACUUUUGUUCGGGGCGCUCAGCCAUAAGAGACUGAACCUCUUGAAAGGCUCGGCCCAACCAGAUGAUCCUGCCGUGGCUCGGCUGGAAAUGGAUAUGCGGCGCUGUGAGGCUGAGUCCAUCUCCCUCAUCAACAAAGCGCUUCGUGAUCCAAACAAUCCUAUAACAGACGCAGUAAUAGUUUCUGUCCUUGCGAUGGCUACAAACGCCUGGGACUUGACCCUCGAGCGCUUCCAGACCGAACCUGCAACGCAGCCGGUAUUUGAUCCUUUAUUGAAAAGUCUUCAGUGGCUGGACGUCUAUGGACUCCUCGCCGCCCAUCCCAUCCAUGCGGCUGGCCUCGUUCAGCUGAUCGCAUUGAGGGGUGGCUUAAAAAAGAUUCAGACCACUGGCCUGGCUGCUAUCAUAUCAUACUCGGGCAUUAUUCAAGCGAGCAGGACAUUAACUCAACCCGUUUUUCCUUUUUUGCCGCUGGUUGACGACGGUGAUCGAACCGCAACGCUCUGGGGGAUGCUGGGCAAAUGCCCAAAUGAGCUUCGGGACGAGUUUACCUAUAGUAGUCUGUUUGAGCUGGGGCUCACGGCUGACCUUGCUGUGGUGUGGGUUGCCAUGCAGCGAUACGAACAGGGCGUUGAAAUGUUUGUCGACGGUGCCCUUCCCGACCUGGAUCUGGCGCGUUUGUGCGACCGGCGCAACCUCAUCCAACAUACUCUUUUGUCUCUUCCCUCUUACACAGACUCACCAUCAGCUGCUCGAUCGCAACCCAUCUACGAACCGACCCGCCUUGCCCUCCUGAUAUACUCCCUCACUGUGAUCUUCCCUCUCCCGCCGCAGACCGCCCCAAUAGCCAUCCUAGCUCGACAACUCAAAUCCGCACUUCGAGAGUCCGACAUGCGCUCUAGUUGGUCAUCAUCACAUCAAGCUCAGCGGCUUCUGGUGUGGAUUCUGGUCAUUGGGGGUGCCGCCGCCAGAGACGUCCCGGAAGAUCGGCUGUGGUUCAUUGCUGCGCUGGGAAGACUGUCUGCACAUCUCGGGAUCAAGAAGUUUGAAGAUCUUAAGAAAACCGUUUUAAAGCGCGUUCUGUGGCUGGACCGGGCAUGCGACGACGCAGGGAAAAAGCUGUGGACGGAGAUUUUGGAACUUGGUGGUUGA
Molecule: messenger RNA, 1776 nt
Organism: Fonsecaea multimorphosa CBS 102226
Lineage: Eukaryota; Fungi; Ascomycota; Eurotiomycetes; Chaetothyriales; Herpotrichiellaceae
Exons: 3
Coding region: 1-1776 (591 amino acids)
Source: RefSeq, a predicted model, not a curated record